This is a messenger RNA of Elephantulus edwardii (Cape elephant shrew), 870 nucleotides long. It is a transcript of the gene CD74, whose product is annotated as CD74 molecule, major histocompatibility complex, class II invariant chain. Gene Ontology annotation, biological process: intracellular protein transport; positive regulation of type 2 immune response; T cell activation involved in immune response. Lineage: Eukaryota; Metazoa; Chordata; Mammalia; Macroscelidea; Macroscelididae. Gene Ontology annotation, cellular component: cytoplasm; cell surface; membrane. Gene Ontology annotation, molecular function: macrophage migration inhibitory factor binding; cytokine receptor activity; MHC class II protein binding. The record is from RefSeq and is a predicted model, not a curated record. The transcript is spliced from 9 exons. Bases 1 to 870 code for a protein of 289 amino acids.
AUGGAGGACCAGCGUGACCUCAUCUCCAACCAUGAGCAGCUGCCCAUCCUGGGCCAGCGCCCCCGAGGCCCUGAGAGCAAGUGCAGCCGUGGGGCCCUCUACACGAGCUUCUCCAUCCUGGUAGCUCUGCUCCUGGCAGGCCAGGCUACCACUGCCUACUUCCUGUUCCAGCAGCAGGGCCGGCUGGACAAGCUGACGGUCACCGCACAGAACCUGCAGCUGGAGAACCUGCGCAUGAAGCUUCCCAAGCCGCCCACACCUAUGAACAAGAUAAAGAUGGCUACUCCCAUGCUGAUGCGGGCACUGCCCAUGGAAGCCCUGCCCCAGGAGCCUAUGCCAAAUGCCACCAAGGACGGUAACAUGCCCCAGGACCAUGUCAUGCAUAUGCUUCUGAGGAGUGACCCCCUGAAAGUGUACCCACAGCUGAAAGGCAGUCUCCCAGAGAACCUGAAGCAUCUUAAGAGCACCAUGGACGGCCUGGAUUGGAAGAUCUUUGAGAGCUGGAUGCAUCAGUGGCUCUUGUUUGAAAUGAGCAAGAAUUCUCUGGAAGAGAAGCCUACUCAAGCACCCCCAAAAGCACUGACCAAGUGCCAGGAAGAGGUCAGCCGCAUCCCUGCCAUCCACCCGGGCAAGUUCAUGCCCAAGUGCGACGAGAAUGGCAACUAUAUGCCGCUCCAGUGCUAUGGGAGCACUGGCUACUGCUGGUGCGUCUUCCCCAACGGUACCGAGGUCCCCCACACCAGGAGCCGUGGGCGCCAUAACUGCAGUGAGCCUCUGGAACUGGAGGACCCCUCCUCUGGGCUGGGUGUGACCAAGCAGGACUUGGAAGAUCAAGGCUCACUGGAUGCCAGCCCGAACCUCUACCUCUAG